AUGAAGUACGCCGUCGUCGCCGCCCUCUUCGCCCUGGCUGCCGCCCAGUCCCGCAGCGACAUCCCCUCGUGCGCCACCCCCUGCCUCGACGAUGCCGUCAAGUCCGGCACCAGCUGCUCGACCACCGACUACAGCUGCAUCUGUCCCAAGCUGGACGACCUCACCAUCGCCGCCACUCCUUGCGUCCUCAAGGCCUGCGGUCAGGAGGUUGCUCUCCAGAAGGUUCUCCCUGCCGCUAAGGCUCUCUGCGCCGCUGCGGGCUCUGCUCCCGCCUCCGGCUCCAUGCCCGCCACCACCGCUAGCAUGUCUGGCUCCGUCAGCACCGUCCCUACCCCGGCCACCACUGUUGCUACCCCCAUGAGCACCUCGUGGUCCACCGUCCCUUGCGACACCACCUCCAUGGUCUCCAUGACCCCCGGUGGCGGCAACAUGACCAACCCCACUGGCGUCCCUGUCGCUGCUGGUGCCCCUGGUCUCUCUGCCGGUGUUGCCGUCAUCGCCCUUGCUGUCCUUGCUCUGUAA
Molecule: messenger RNA, 522 nt
Organism: Akanthomyces muscarius
Lineage: Eukaryota; Fungi; Ascomycota; Sordariomycetes; Hypocreales; Cordycipitaceae
Exons: 2
Coding region: 1-522 (173 amino acids)
Source: RefSeq, a predicted model, not a curated record